AUGGACGGCGUCGUGGGAACUGCGCCGCCCGGCAGCAUGUAUGUCCGUGCCCUCUACGACUACGAGGCCGACGACAGGACCAGCCUGAGCUUCCACGAGGGCGAUGUCAUCCAGGUCAUCACCCAGCUCGAGAGCGGCUGGUGGGACGGCGUGAUCAAUGGGGUGCGCGGCUGGUUUCCCAGCAAUUACUGCCAGGCCAUCACCAGCCCCGACGAGUUUCCCGAGGCUGGCCAGAACGGCCUCAUCACCCAUCACAUCGACGACGACGCCGACGAACACGACAUCUACGACGACAGCGCCGACCAGGAUGAGGAUUCCGAAAGCGAAGCCUUUGGCAGCCUGCCCCUCGAGGGCACCGACAUGGGCGACAAGUCUCGCGCCGACUUCUGGAUCCCGCAGGCCACCCCCGACGGCCGCCUCUUCUACUACAACAUGAUGACGGGCGACCGCAGCAUGGAGCUGCCGCUCGAGUCUCCCGGUUCCUCAGCCGAGACGGGCCCCAGGGACCGCAUGAACGUUGCCAUGCCCGAAAAGACGCGACCGCCGCCGGAAAUGAUGGCCCGCGGGCUGACCCAGGACGAAGACGACGACUCGGCCACUUCCGCCUCCGAGGCCGAAGGCGAAUCCCUGAUGCACGCGUCCAGAGGCUCCAUGCCUCGCACUCGGGGUUCCUUCAGUGCCGUCCUCUCGCCAUCAACGUCAAUGGACUCGAUGAACGGCACCUCUCCCGGCCGGCGGAAGAGGAGCGAUGCGUACGCCCUCGGAUUCGCCAACAGCUCACAGCCGCCAAACAUCGCAUCGGCGACAUCCUUCACGAGCACCACGUACAACGUCCCGCCUACCACCAGCGUGCCCAAAUCCUUCUUCGACGACGGCUCGACGCCGCCCCUCACCUGGAGUCUCCUCGUCACCAACAUGAAGCGCGCCAUCGACCGAUAUCGCGAAGCCGUCACCAACAACGCCCGCUCCGAGUACGUCGCCAGAGCCGAAGACAUCUCCGACCACCUCAGACUGCUUCUUGCCGCUGGCUCAGGGACAACGGAUAACCACUCUGGCCAGCCUUCCAUCAUCUCCACCAACAAGGCGCUCUACCCGCAUUUCCGGGACAUGAUGUCCAAGUUCUCGAAGCUGGUGAUUUCUUCCCACAUUGCGGCCGCCGACUGGCCCAACGCCGAAUCCGUGCAAAAGUGUCUUCAAGAGGCCGACGGCGUCCUGCUUGGCGUCUUCAGCUAUGUCGAGGUUGCCAGGCAGCAGAGAGGGGAGGACAUCCCACGAUUGUUCCCCGGCUUCGUCAUUGGUAGCACCUCUGGUGGAAGCUGGCAGAGCAACGGGCUGGAUUACCACGACCUGAUGUCUCCCAACUUCCUCGACGACGAAGAGGGCGCGUCCGAGCCCACGGCAAUCCUUGAUGGCAACCUGCUUGAGAGGCUGGACGAGCACAAGAGAAUGCUGGUGUCGAGCAUUCGCGAGCUAGAGAAGAACCUGACGACCCCCGAGAAGAUCAUCACGCCCCAGCGCCAUGAGGCCAUUGCCAACAACAUUUGCUUUGCCGGCGGAAAGGUGGUCGAGAUGUUCAGGCCGUGGAUCGCCAUGAUUGAGUCUGUCGACCUGUCCUCUCUGGGCAACACCUUCCAGACGCCGCAGCUGGAGGACUUUAGCAUCAACAAGCAAUCGCUCUACGACAACAUUGCGGACCUCAUUCUCAGCUGCCAGGCUGUUGCUGGACCCUUGGCGGACGAGUGGUCAGAGGUGCGAGGGGAGCCCCUCGAGAGCCGGCUCGACUAUGUGCGCCAAUGCGCGAGAGCGCUCGAGACAAACUCGUCACACACCGGCUUCUCAUUGCAGCUGCUCUCGGAGCAGGUCCUCAUCAACAUGCAGCAGCAGCAACAGCAGGCAGGUCGCCGACCGCAAAGGGGCCCGCUGCAGCGAGGCGAGACGAUGCCGUACGAGAGGCCGCACCAACGGUCAGACUCGAGGACGGCACCGGUUCGGCCUCCGCUCAUCACCACGCAAUCGUACUCCGAAGGCGAUGCCCCUCCCGGAUUCUCCAGAAAGGGCGACUAUUCCAAGGUCAAGAAGAUCUUUGGAGAAGACCCGUCGCCACAGCUUCAGCCCGAUGAGGAUACGCCCGAGUUCCUGCUCCUGGACCACGAACACGAUCUCUCAUGGGAUGCAAAGGCAACCACGCCCACGGUAAAGGGAGGAUCCCUCCUCGCGCUCGUGGAGCAGCUCACGCGCCACGAUAAGCUUGACUCGAGUUUUAACAACACCUUCCUCUUGACUUAUCGAUCCUUCACAACGGCGCGCGAACUGUUUGAGCUGCUGGUGCAGCGGUUCGGGAUCCAACCCCCCGAGGGGCUCUCGCAGUCGGACUAUGAGCUGUGGCGGGACCGCAAGCAGAAGCUCAUCCGGUUCAGAGUCGUCAACAUUCUCAAGAGUUGGUUUGACAGCUUCUGGAUGGAGGACUUCAACGACGAGUCCAAGCAGCUGAUCCGCGACGUGUACACGUUUGCGAGAGACACGGUCAAGUCGACCGAGACCCCAGGCUCGGGGCCGCUGAUGGCCAUCCUGGACCAGAGGCUCAGCGGCAAGGAAGCCGGGGCCAGGCGCAUGAUCCAGACGCUCAACCAGAGCACCCCGACGCCCAUUGUUCCCAAGAACAUGAAGAAGCUCAAGUUCCUGGACAUUGACGUGACCGAGUUUGCUCGCCAGCUGACAGUCAUUGAGUCUCGGCUGUACUCCAAGAUCAAGGCCACCGAGUGCUUGAACAAGACGUGGCAGAAGAAGGUGGCGGAGGGCGACCCUGACGCAUCUCCCAAUGUCAAGGCCCUGAUUCUGCACUCCAACCAGAUGACCAACUGGGUGGCGGAGAUGAUCUUGAACCAGGUGGAUGUCAAAAAGCGAGUGGUGGUGAUUAAGCACUUUGUCGCCGUUGCCGACAAAUGUCGAAGCCUCAACAACUUUUCUACUUUGACGUCCAUUAUCUCAGCAUUGGGCACGGCGCCCAUCGCCCGUCUGAAGCGAACUUGGGACCAGAUCCCUCAGCGCACCAGCGUCGUGUUGGAAACGAUGCGGAAACUCAUGGCCAGCACCAAGAAUUUUGGCGAGUAUCGUGAGGCGCUUCAUGUCGCCAACCCGCCUUGCAUUCCCUUUUUUGGCGUUUACUUGACCGACCUUACAUUUAUCGAGGACGGUAUCCCUUCGGUGAUUAAGAAGACAAACUUGAUCAACUUUGCCAAGAGGGCAAAGACAGCCGAAGUCAUCCGCGACAUUCAACAGUACCAGAAUGUGGGCUACUCUCUUCAGCCAGUUCCCGAGCUGCAGGAUUACAUCUUGAGCAACAUGCAAGCCGCCGGAGACGUGCAUGAAAUGUACGACAAGAGUUUGCAGAUUGAACCGCGUGAGCGCGAAGACGAGAAGAUUGUGAGGGUACUUGCCGAGUCUGGCUUUUUGUAA
This is a messenger RNA of Trichoderma citrinoviride, 3456 nucleotides long. RefSeq names its product RasGEF protein. Gene Ontology annotation, cellular component: plasma membrane. The record is from RefSeq and is a predicted model, not a curated record. Gene Ontology annotation, biological process: Ras protein signal transduction; positive regulation of GTPase activity. The transcript is spliced from 5 exons. Gene Ontology annotation, molecular function: protein binding; guanyl-nucleotide exchange factor activity. The coding region runs from base 1 to 3456 and encodes 1151 amino acids. Lineage: Eukaryota; Fungi; Ascomycota; Sordariomycetes; Hypocreales; Hypocreaceae.